GGGAGCAGAUAUUCUGGGAAACCUUUGCCAGCACUCAGCUGGGAUACUUCUUUCUUUUAUGUUUUUUUUUUCUGCUCCUCCAACAGAAUUUAAAUGGAGAAUCUUCUGCUCUCCUGAGGCGAGACGGGAUCCGUUUUCCGGCUGCUCUGCCAGGCGUUUUUGCGAUAAUGUUCUUGGUGUGCCACCGCUCCACCUCGCUGGAUCCAGUUUCUCCUCCGUCUCGGCUCGGCCGGAGCUGAUAGAGCAGGAUCUGGCGCCGAGCUUUCCGAGGGGAUCAUCUUCAAGGAAUCUUCUGUGGAGUUGUGCCGUUCCAACGGGAAGGAUCCGCUUUCUUCCUGUCUUGCCGAAACUGCAUGGCCUAAGCGAAUGAAUAUUUUCCCGUUGCGCACUGCACCAGAAAUGGGCCAGGACCAAACCAAGCAGCAGAUAGAGAAGGGCCUGAAGUUGUAUCAGUCUAAUCAGACGGACAAAGCCCUGCAUGUGUGGACGAAGGUGCUGGAGAAGACCUCGGACCCUGGAGGGAAGUUUCGAGUGCUCGGCUGCCUGAUCACAGCCCACUCAGAAAUGGGAAAGUACAAAGAUAUGCUUAAGUACGCCCUCGAACAGAUUGACACAGCCCGAGAAAUGGAAGACCCGGACUACCUGACCGAAGGCUACCUGAACUUGGCGCGCAGCAACGAGAAGCUCUGCGACUUCCAGAAGACGGUGUCCUACUGCAAGACCUGCCUGAACAUGCAGGGUACCACUGUGAGCCUGCAGCUCAACGGCCAGGUGUGUCUGAGCAUGGGCAACGCCUACCUGGGCCUCAGCGUCUUCCAGAAGGCCCUGGAGAGCUACGAGAAGGCCCUGCGCUACGCACACAACAACGACGACAAGAUGCUGGAGUGCAGAGUCUGCUGCAGUCUGGGAAACAUCUACGUUCAUCUAAAGGACUAUGAGAAAGCCCUGUUCUUCCCCUGCAAGGCAGCUGAGCUCGUCAACGACUACGGCAAAAGCUGGAGCCUCAAGUAUCGCGCCAUGAGCCAGUUCCACAUGUCCGUGGCCUACAGGAAGCUGGAGCGUCUGGCCGACGCCAUGGAGUGCUGCGAGGAAUCCAUGAAGAUCGCUCUGCAGCACGGCGACCGGCCCCUGCAAGCUCUCUGCUUACUAAACUUCGCAGACAUACACCGCUGCAGGCAUGACGUUAAUAAAGCAUUCCCUCGUUACGAGUCCGCACUGGGCAUUAUGACUGAGAUUGGAAACCGUCUUGGACAAGCGCACGUCUACCUGGGUGUUGCAAAAUGUUGGCUUCUGCAGAAAGAAUUUGACAAGGCUCUCGAAUCUUUGGAGCGAGCACAAGAACUGGCCGACGGAAUGGGAAACAAGCUGUGCACCCUGAAGGUUCACUGCCUGCGUGAGGGCAUCUACCGCAACAACAAGCAGCAGGAGGAGCUCCGAGAGCAGGUGGUGAAGUUCCUGCAGUGCGUGGAGGAGCUGGAGCUCUACUGCGGCAUGUGUGGGGAGUCCAUCGGGGACAGGGACCAAAAGCUGCAGGCCUUGCCCUGUUCCCACAUUUUCCAUCUCAAGUGUCUGCAGACAAACGGGACGAAGGGUUGCCCAAAGUGUUUCAAAUCCUCCAUCAAGCCUGGAUUUGUGUGACUGCCACCGGCCGUUUGCGUGUUGGUUCUGCAGACACGGCACGAUGCCCUGAAGGCUCUGGACUGAUGUGCAGGCAGCAGGGAGCAGGCAGCCUUGGGAUGCGCUUACUUUCAUAAAGGCGCAGACGUUUGCUCCUCUGCACACAGGACGGCUACUAAGAACCAAAGGCGUCCUAAAUCUGUGGCUCACAAGCCCAGAUUAGGGCCGCAGUCCAUCAGAGGAGAUGCUGUGUAACUAUAAUGGUGUUAAAUUGUGAGAUAAGCUGAAAAAAAAUCAGAUGGACUAAACAUCUGUUGCAACAUACACACAGGAUAAGGACUGCCGACAUCAGCUUAUAGCUGUUGUAUGUGUAAGAACCAUUUAUUAACAAUGAGGUGAACUCAUUUUUGGAAGAAUACGUCUUUGAAACUUAAAAAAAAGAGAAAAACAAUGCACAUUGUCAAAAUUCACCUCAAUCUUUUUUUCUUCUUCUUUUAUAACAACUGUGUUUCCACACAACAGCACAGCCACUCAUGAAUUUAACAGUUUUAAUAUUGUUUUUUUCAUGUACAUAAUGUUCUCGUGUAAUUUUCUGGUCAACAUUUGAUUCAAUUAAUGUAUUUUUUUUUUUUUUUUGUAAAACAAACUAAAAUCUCUUAACCACUGAAAAACUA
This is a messenger RNA of Fundulus heteroclitus (mummichog), 2291 nucleotides long. It is a transcript of the gene rapsn, whose product is annotated as receptor-associated protein of the synapse, 43kD. Gene Ontology annotation, biological process: chemical synaptic transmission. The record is from RefSeq and is a predicted model, not a curated record. Lineage: Eukaryota; Metazoa; Chordata; Actinopteri; Cyprinodontiformes; Fundulidae. The transcript is spliced from 8 exons. Gene Ontology annotation, molecular function: acetylcholine receptor binding; protein-membrane adaptor activity. The coding region runs from base 367 to 1638 and encodes 423 amino acids. Gene Ontology annotation, cellular component: synapse.